Messenger RNA from Babesia microti strain RI, 1188 nucleotides. Its product is annotated as conserved Plasmodium protein, unknown function. The transcript has a single exon. NCBI's taxonomy places the organism in Eukaryota, Apicomplexa, Aconoidasida, Piroplasmida, Babesiidae. Bases 1 to 1188 code for a protein of 395 amino acids. The record is from RefSeq and is a predicted model, not a curated record.
AUGACCGCUUAUAUUCCAGGUUUGCUCGAGCGUCUAAGCGCCCCAAUUGUAUCCUCCAGACUCGAUGAUGAUGACCUUGCAUAUCUAGGCAAAUACGAAUCCGAAAUAUCUGACUCGGAUAAUUUACAAAAUAUAUACUCAAAUGAUACCAUAGUAGCAUUAGGCGAUUUGGACGCUAAAUACAAACAACAAACUUACUUAUCAUCGUUAAAUUCACACAUUGUUGAUCAAGACGCACAAAUUGCGUUCUAUCCUGUAAAAUAUACAAACAAAAUCAUUCGAAAUGACAGUAAUCUCACUUACAGACGCACAACUUCAUCACUUUCCAAUCCCUUGGUGAAUUAUAUUCAAAAGUCACAACAUGAUACCCCUGACCCAGUUGAUUCGAACAUUCAAAAUUCAUCUUCUGAACAAUACGCCAUAACAACAGCCUCUAGCGGAUCAGAUAAAUCUAAAAGGUUAUCACAUGACAACAGCAAAACUGAUCAUGAUAUCCACGACAAAUCUGGUGUUGUAACCGCAAAUAAUCAUAGCACUGAUAGAUUUCAGAAUGCUGGAGAUCUUGUUUGGCAGCCUGGAUUUACUAGACAGCUUGGAACUAAGGGUAGAAGAGUCUUACUUGAUUUGAUAAGGAAGGUUUACCGAGGUAAUCCUGAAUAUUUUAAAAACAUUUUGGCAUUAAAAAAUCCACCAACAUCAAUAUCAAACCUACCAUUUUGCAACGUUACUAUGCUUUGGGAGUUAGCCAACGAUUUUGGUGUUUUUGACCAGGCAAUACAAAUUCACUAUGCCCAUGGUAAACCAGGAUAUCCAGCCAAUUAUCACAAUACAGCCAAUUAUGGCUGCAAUAAGACCCGCAAAACAAAUAGCGGUAAGAGCAAAAAAAAUAAAUUCUAUAACUAUGAUUAUGAAGCUUACGAUGAAUAUUAUGAAGACGAGUAUAUAUCAAGUUUUUCCAAUGGUAGAACUUCUAGGGGCAGAAAGAUCGUACAACCCAAACGCUUUGAUGACUAUGAUCACUUGUUGGAUUCCAAUUAUCAAGUUGAAUAUGGCUACUGUUCUAAUAGGCAUUUGAAUAAGGAUGGGAACACUAUAUUAUACUAUAAGAAUAAGAGCCAUGACUAUGUAAAUUUGGGAGAGUUGAAAGGGCACAAAAUCGAAAGAUUCACAUCGCAGCUUAUUUGUUAG